UCCCAUCUUACAAUCGCCAUUUUACGUUGGAGUUCAAGGUUUAACUGUAGUGCGUCUGCGCAGAUCGUAAAAUUUCCAAGAUGGGUAUGAAUUUAUCUCGCUUCAAUCCUUUCGAAACUGGUACCGACGACAGUGCGCAGCUGCCCAGCGUCAGAGAGAUGACUUACGUUAAAUCCGUUGAGACUAAAUUCUUAGAGCUGAUAACCGAAGCUCAUAAAAUGGGUUCGAUUUAUGUUGGACGAGCCGAUGUGAUUGAUGCACUGAAUAACGGAAUCCGAGGAUUGGUAUUCUUCGAUGGAGAGACGCCAUAUUCCAGCAAUAUUCCUGUAACCCAGCUUUGUAUGGAUAAGAGAAUUCUUUACCAUGUCUUUGCUUCCGGAAAAGAUAUGAAGGAUAUCAUUCAAUCAGACUGUAGCGUUGUGAUGGUGAAAGCCAUUUCAGAAUACUACCCACUUUAUGAUUUGUGUAGAGUUGGUCUGGAUAUUUUAAGAGAUUAUUGAAUUAUAAAUGAUAUAAAUAUGUAUUAUGUUCUUGAAUUUAUUAUGUUACAAUGUUCCUAUAAAUUUGUGAUAAACUAAUGUUAAUGAUAUGUGAAUUGCUGUUCUUGAAAUAAAGAUUUUUCGAUAAAUUGA
Molecule: messenger RNA, 632 nt
Organism: Harmonia axyridis
Lineage: Eukaryota; Metazoa; Arthropoda; Insecta; Coleoptera; Coccinellidae
Exons: 2
Coding region: 81-500 (139 amino acids)
Source: RefSeq, a predicted model, not a curated record